Messenger RNA from Monascus purpureus, 3060 nucleotides. The record is from the annotation of a GenBank genome assembly. NCBI's taxonomy places the organism in Eukaryota, Fungi, Ascomycota, Eurotiomycetes, Eurotiales, Aspergillaceae.
AUGACAAGCCAGCCGUUCAGCUUUCGCGGGCCAUCACAGUCUGCGCCCGAUUCCCUUACCCAAUCGUCCGCACAUUUCAGUUUUAGAGUUAUCGUACCAUCGAUAGAGACUGCGGACGAUGAUCUGGCUUCGUCAAGAGGACAGGUGCAAUCACCGUCUUCUGGCUCGGAAGAUCGCAGUCAGCCUGUAUACACACCAAGCCGGGGCACCGCUACUCCAUGCCAGCAUUCUAGCUCGAGUUUAAGUAUCAACAGGUAUAUGCAGGCGUUCACUUUCCAAGGGUUCUCAAAUUCAUCACCUAGCACUGGCCUGUCCCCAGGACAGUCUACCUCCACCUAUGCGGACUUGUAUAACGCAACCCCAGAACCAACUACGCACCGUGGGACAACAUUCGACACGGCAGACAGUCUGGCAGGGCAUCUGCGGAAUCUGCCUCUGGACUCGGACGUUGAUAACGAUGAAAUAAGCGACACUAGGAGUGACGAAGAAGCUGAUACCGAUACCGAUGACGCUUCCCUGUUCGACGUGCGGCAUGAACGAUUGCCUCGCGCCCGUAUAUACAAUGCCGGCCUUCAGACCGUUCUCCUGGAUGUGAAAAACCAGCUAUCAGCUCUCCACGACGAUAUGGGCCGCUAUCCUCUCUCCCAUGUCCAUGACUCGGAUCUUUCUGAGCUGUACAGGCAGGUGCACAAGUUGAGCGAGGUUGAAUGUCCCGAAACACGGACAGUGGGAUUCAUAGGAGACUCGGGGGCCGGUAAGAGCAGUGUCAUAAAUUCACUGCUGGACAAGGACGGCCUUGCCCGAUCGAGUGGCGAUGGCGCAGCGUGCACGUCGGUAGUGACCGAAUUUCGAAACGUGGAUGCACGCCAUCCUGAUCGAUAUACCAUCGAAGUUGACUACAUGAACGCAGAGGAAGUAAGGGAACUGUUGGAGGAGCUCCUCCAAAGUUUCCGGAUGUUCUCUUCCGAUCUGUUUCGCGAAGAGGAAGAUAAUAGCAACGUCAGCGUAGAGGAGAUGAACCAGAUUCGCGAGCGAUCUGAAAGAGCAUGGAGCACGUUGAAGUCCAUGUUUCGGGAUCGCCCAGACCUUACGCGCGAGUUCCUUUGCGAGCAGGGAGAUGGAGCGUUGUCGAGGAUAGUCGAGACACUCAAAGAAUGGGCAGAUAGCUCGAUCAUGCAGCGUCCUGGGGGUGCAUCGCUUCAACAUACGAUCAUUGCCAGGAACUGCGAAGAGUGCAAGUCCGAACUUGAUUCAUUGACCAUGGAUCCCAGCGAUGAUGGGCAAAUUGCAGUCUGGCCAUUCAUCAAAUUGAUCAGGGUAUACCUUCGAUCGCCCGUUUUGAGGACCGGAUUAGUGUUGGCCGACUUACCUGGCUUCCGUGAUCUUAAUUUCGCGAGGAUUCGGGCGACUGAGAGGUACCUCAGGCACUCGUGCAAUGAGGUCUUUGUUGUGACGGCUAUUUCACGAUGCGUUACUGACCCCAGCAUUGACGAGAUCAGACGAAGGUGUACCAAAGGCCAACCGCUGCGCAUAGUGUGUACACGAAGUGAGGACAUAAAUGCGACUGAAAGAGCACGCCACUUUCCUGAGAUUGCGGCACAGGUAACUCGGCUGAAAGAGAGAGUAGAUAGUCUUAAUCGGAAGCUCGCUAGGCUGCAACGGCCAGGGCAUACGCGGAAGGCCGGAGACGGCAAAAUACUCCAGUAUCUGUGGGUUUCUUCUCCAUGCGCGCAGCAAUCGCCCUAUGUCACUGCUAAUGAUUCCGCAUCCAGGGAGAGCGCGGAGGAUGCGAAACUUGAGUUGGACCGAUUCCUGAUCCAGGACAGGAACCAGCGAGUAACCAAGCAGCUGUCCAAACACGGUGCAGAAGUCCGAAUCUUCUGCGUGAGUAAUCGACUGUAUUCUGACCACCAGCAAAGUGGCAGGAGGCAAGCCGAUGCCUAUAUUGAACUCAGCGGUAUUCGUAACCUUCGCCAAUACUGCCAGCUCGUUCCAGCAGAGGCACAGUUUCAGUUCGUCGCAGCAUUUUUAGAGCACCGCGUACCGGCCGUGGUGAAUUCUGUUCGACAAUGGGCCAUUGCCGGUGAGGAUAACGUCACCACAGAGAGAGCUGCAGCUCUGAGGCAAGUCUUGCUCGAUGUCGAGAGGGUCUUUCGUGAGAGGCUCAUUGGACGCGAUUCAGAGAUACAGGCUUUUUCAAGAAGACUCGAAGAUCGGUACGAGACCGACAUCCUAAAUAUAGCCCAAGCACGGCUUUCUGAGUGGAAGCGUAGCGCACUGCAAGCCAGUAUGGUUUGGGAGACCUGGUAUCACUCCACUUACGCCGCUUUCUGUAGAAAAAACGGCACGCAUUCGACGGGGGCAGCCGGUUAUCAUUGCUGGAAUGAUGAACUUUUGGAAGCAAUGAGAACUGAUCUGGAAGAAAAAUGGAACGCCAUCGAGAUUUCUAUUCACGGGCAAAUCGCUACCCUGAGAGGAGCUGUGAGAAGGGCAUUUGAAGAGAGCUCUAAGAAAUUAAACGACAGUAUACAACUCGCUCCCAUAGCUUUGGGAAACUUGGUGGAUAAUAUGAGCGCCCGCGAGGCCUGCAUAACGACGAGCAUCCGUCAGUCGCUGGAGAAAUUGACUCAGGAAUCAAGUCGAGUAAUGAUGGAUGCUCUGUAUGGCCACGCUGCUAGCUCGUACAUGGCAGGUCUGAUGCGGCCGGCAUAUAAUCUGUGCAACAGCGAAGGAGGCAGGGGAUCCGAUGCCCGACGCAAAGGACAUAUGCGGCUCCACCUCACGAGCUCGAAUAUCUUUGACAGCCUGAUUGAUAGUAUGGAGGCAGAUCGCCGUAAUCUGGCCAUGGAGAACUAUGCGGAGCUGAACCGAACAGUAAGUGAGGAGGUGCGGAAUAUAUGCAACGACCUCCACUCGGUCGUUGCCGAGGAGGGUGAGGUUGCAGAGGCUACGAGGUUCCCUGAACUGGCGACUUCUCUGCGGAGGAGGGUUCAGAUGGCCCAGCAGACUCUCACACGAGCACAGAGAAUAGUUGGUGAGUUACGGCAUGCACAGCAGUGA